CCUCCUAUCAUAACUAUUGUGUGCCUUUUCUUCUUCUUCUCUACAGUUUUUUGCUUUUUUAUCAUUUGAUCAAAGAAACUGAAGAAAAAAAAAAUGUGUGGUUCAAAUCCUAAUGUCUCGGAGGCUGGUCGGACCAUGAUCAUAGGCUCAACCGGGUUUAUAGGCCGCUUUGUGGCAGACGCUAGCCUCGACUCUGGUCGGCCGACGUACCUUCUUGUUCAGCCUAGACCAACCUCCCCUUCCAAGGCGUCCAUCAUCAAAUCCCUCCAAGAAAAAGGAGCCAUUAUCAUACAUGGCUCAAUUGAGGAUCGGGAUUUAAUGGAGAAGGUUCUGAAAGAGCACAAGAUUGAGGUUGUAAUAUCAGCUGUUGGUGGUGCACACAUCUCAACCCAGCUCAGUUUAGUUGAUGCCAUUAAAGCUGUAGGCACUGUCAAGAGGUUUUUACCAUCGGAGUUUGGGCACGAUAUGGACAGAGCGGACCCAGUGGAGCCAGCCCUGACGAUGUACGAGGAAAAGAGAAGAGUGAGACGGUAUAUUGAGGCGGCUGGGGUCCCUUAUACAUACAUUUGCUGCAACUCUAUUGCUGCUUGGCCCUACCAUGAUAACCAUCAUCCGGCUGAUGUUCUUCCUCCUUUGGAUACCUUUCACGUUUAUGGUGAUGGCACUGUCAAAGCUUAUUUUGUGGCGGGUGACGACAUUGGGAAAUUCACAAUAAAAUCCAUUGAUGAUGUUCGAACACUCAACAAAACUCUUCAUUUUCGGCCAUCCGGAAAUUUGCUAAACAUAAAUGAGCUUGCAUCUUUGUGGGAGGAGAAGAUUGGGCGUAAGCUCCCUAGGGUCACCGUUUCAGAGGAUGACCUACUUACCGCCGCCAAAGAGAUGCGCAUCCCACAAAGCAUUGUUGCAGCCCUUACUCAUGAUAUUUUCAUAAUUGGUUGCCAAGUAAAUUACUCCUUGGACAAGCCGACCGAUGUUGAAGUCGUCUCUCUUUAUCCGGACACACCUUUCCGAACCAUUGACGAGUGCUUCAAGGACUUUGCCAGAUUGAUUGGUGACACUCCAAAAGUAGUCAACAAGCCCAAAAGCAACGAUGCCAUCAUUGUGCCAAAUUCUAAACCAGAAGCGUUGGCAAUCACCGCAGCUUGAGCAAGACUCGUUUGUUACUACAUUAUCCUAAACGUAUUUCAAGCUCUUCCAAUGUUGCUGUGUGAUUUGUUUGUUUUUUUUGUUGUUGUUAUGGUUCACUAUGUGUAUGGUGGUUCAUUAGUCGUACAUUUAUAUUUAGUUAUUGAAGUUUAGUCUUUAGGUCAUUUGUGAUCUUUGGAACAGUUCAAACUGUAGUUAAUAAAGCACCCCCCAAGGUAUACAAAAUUGGGGUAUGCGUACUUUCUCUCUUUAGCAAGUACUGCUUGCAUGUAAGAGAAUGCAGUAUUCAUUGUGAUAAUGUAUCGAGUAGCACCAAUAUUUAUUGCCAAAAA
Molecule: messenger RNA, 1478 nt
Organism: Quercus robur (English oak)
Lineage: Eukaryota; Viridiplantae; Streptophyta; Magnoliopsida; Fagales; Fagaceae
Product: leucoanthocyanidin reductase-like
Exons: 5
Coding region: 94-1146 (350 amino acids)
Molecular function (GO): oxidoreductase activity
Source: RefSeq, a predicted model, not a curated record